This is a messenger RNA of Cryptomeria japonica (Japanese cedar), 780 nucleotides long. Its product is annotated as non-specific lipid-transfer protein 2. NCBI's taxonomy places the organism in Eukaryota, Viridiplantae, Streptophyta, Pinopsida, Cupressales, Cupressaceae. The record is from RefSeq and is a predicted model, not a curated record. The coding region runs from base 39 to 359 and encodes 106 amino acids. The transcript is spliced from 2 exons.
UCACCAUUGAUGAAAUUACAUUGGCAAAGAGUGAAGAAAUGGCGAGGGUGGGAGCAUCAUUGGUGUUGGUGUUUGUGUUUGUGAUGAUGUUGGGGAUUGUAGUGAGUCGAGUGAGAGGGGACAAGUGUGGAGAUGAGAUACAGGGCUUGGCCACCAACUGCGCUCCGAUAUUGCAGGGCAACGCUCCCUCUGCGGCGUGUUGUGGGCUCAUCAGGAGCGCAGACAUGUCGUGCGUGUGUCCCAAAGUCACUCCUGCAAUUGCUCCCUCCAUCAAUGUGCCCAAACUGGUCACCAUCAUCCAGAGUUGCGGUAGAAAUGUUCCUCAUCAAACUCGAUGCGGAAGUAUUGUUACGCCAUGAUUAAAAUCCAGUGGAAGCUCUAUAGAAUACAGAUUUUUACAGUUUAUGAAGCAUGUUCCUAUUUAAUAGCGUUUAAAUAAAAUGUUUGGAUUCCUAAUAUGUAACGGGGAUGAACAAACAUAUGUGGGAUGCACCACCUGAAAUUUUAGAACCGUCAUUAAUUAAUAGAUUGACUAUUGUAAUAGUUUGAUAUUAUAGGUAUACAAUAUGAUUAUUUAUCAAUAUAAAAAAAAAAUGACUAAUUUUUAAUUUUUUAGUCACGUAUUUUUAAUAGCUUCAAAUAACAAGAAUCUGUUUUAGACUGUUAAAGUCAUAUUUUGGAGCUUUAUAUAUGUUUUUGGUAAUACAGCAAGACAUUCUCUUCAUGCUAUGUAAAGUUUGAGUAACCAUUCUUAACAUGUGAUCAGAUCAUUGGCUGCCU